Messenger RNA from Opisthorchis viverrini, 867 nucleotides. RefSeq lists its product as hypothetical. The coding region runs from base 1 to 867 and encodes 288 amino acids. The record is from RefSeq and is a predicted model, not a curated record. NCBI's taxonomy places the organism in Eukaryota, Metazoa, Platyhelminthes, Trematoda, Opisthorchiida, Opisthorchiidae. The transcript is spliced from 7 exons.
AUGAAUAAUCAUUCAGCUGUAGCACCCUUUCGGUGCCUAGCUUCCAUGCCGCACGAAGGAGGCACGAGGGCUGAGAUACUGCCAGGUCGCCCAAACCUAGACAGGGGAAGUCGAGUGGCGGAGGUCGGAUUCGAACCACGGACCUUCCGGUCAGCAACUGAAUGUGCUGCACCAGGCCGCCUCAUGUUUCAGUCCGGUUUCGCCCUUUUCGGGGCUCAUCAGGUAGGCGCAGUCCCCGGGUUUCCGUCAACCUUAUGUUCUACAUUACAAAUAUACAUGUAUCGCGAUAUUUCAAAUAUCGCCUGGGCAACCUGGCAGUAUCCGAUCCCUCAUGCUUCCUUUGGGUGGCAUGACAGCUCGGCACCGAAGGGGUUAUUUUUAUACCCCAAACUAAUACUUCGCCACAAGCCAGCUAACGAGAGUAAAUGUGAAGAAAUUACACGACAGAACAAAGCAAACCAGGCAAAUUUAACGUCUAAGUUUCAAAUGUUCAAAACUAUGGGACCCUUUCGGUGCCUGACUGCAAUGGCACCAGAAGGAAGCAUGAGGGCUAGAAUAUUGCCAGGUUGUCCAAGCCAAGACAGGGGAAGUCGAGAGGCAGAAGUCGGGUUCGAACAACGGACCUUCCGUUCAAUAACCUCACGCUACAUCAUCUGUCACGUAGUGCCAUCAGCUAGGUCGCCUUACUUACUGAAUAUAGCUGUAGAGCAAAAACAGGCCCACAGAUGGGAACUGACAUAUCCGUUCGCCAUUAGCCGCAAUACCUACAGUCAACUCAGCCGUAAAAUUUCGAAAUUGUUCUUCAAAUCCAGAGGCUCGGUUCGUCUGACAGCCUUAAACGUUCACACUCUGAAACAAGUCGGUUAA